AUGCCCACUUAUGUGAAAUUCAUGAAAGAAAUUCUUUCAAGAAAAAGGAGGCUAGAAGAGUUUGAGACUGUUGCUCUUACACAAGAGAGCAGUCAAUAUUUGCUUAGCAAGAUACCUCCAAAAUUAGGAGAUCCAGGAAGUUUUACAAUCCCUUGCACCAUAGGAGACCAUUACAUACGCAGAGCAUUGUGUGAUUUGGGUACUAGUAUCAAUUUAAUGCCUCUGAGUGUGUACAAAAAGCUGAAAGUAGGAGAGCCUAAUCCUACCACUGUAACUUUACAGUUGGCUGAUAGGUCCCUGGAAGACCGAGAGGUGCCUAUAAUUUUAGGGAGGGCUUUCUUAGCCACUGGUGGGGUUGUGAUAGAUGUUAAUGGUGAGCAAGUAAAAUUCAAUAUUUUGAAAGCCAUGAAAUACCCAAGAGACAUAGAGGAAUGUUCUAGGCUGGAUAUCAUUGACUGUGUAGUCAAAGAUAAAUUUUUGCAUGAGUCUGCAUUAGACUCUUUAAAAAUUUCUGGUUUUGAGGGUCUAGAAAUUAGUCAAACUGAUUCUGAGGAAGUUGUUAAAUGGUUAAAUUCCAGAUCUGAUGUGGUUUGGAAAAAUAAAAAUUUUGAGUCAUUAGAAUUGGCCAAGAGAGGGUUAAAAAUUCUCAAACCCUCAAUUGAAGAGCCUCCUGUGUUAGAGCUCAAGCCUCUGCCUAAUCACCUUAGGUAUGUUUAUUUAGGAGAAAAAGACACUUUGCCUGUCAUAGUGUCCAAUCUGCUCACUGUUUUAGAGGAAGAACAACUGCUGGCUGUUCUAAAAAAUUUAAGAGGGCUAUAG
This is a messenger RNA of Gastrolobium bilobum, 819 nucleotides long. RefSeq lists its product as uncharacterized. The record is from RefSeq and is a predicted model, not a curated record. Lineage: Eukaryota; Viridiplantae; Streptophyta; Magnoliopsida; Fabales; Fabaceae. The transcript has 2 exons. The coding region runs from base 1 to 819 and encodes 272 amino acids.